Molecule: messenger RNA, 1907 nt
Organism: Malaya genurostris
Lineage: Eukaryota; Metazoa; Arthropoda; Insecta; Diptera; Culicidae
Gene: Abp1
Product: drebrin-like protein
Exons: 4
Coding region: 334-1530 (398 amino acids)
Biological process (GO): regulation of actin filament polymerization; positive regulation of axon extension; positive regulation of dendritic spine morphogenesis
Cellular component (GO): dendrite; postsynaptic membrane; actin filament
Molecular function (GO): actin filament binding
Source: RefSeq, a predicted model, not a curated record
GGUUGGAUUGUGUGUCAAUGAAGCAGAGCAUACUUUUGCUGUAUGUUGGUUAGUGCGAACAUUUUGGUACACAUUGCUCUGAAAACAAGUCUCGUUGAGCCACAUUCCACCAUCAUCGUUCGAACGGCGUAGAAAAAAUCUUUCACCUGCUGAAUAUCUUAGGUUUGAUGUCUGAAAGAAGAUAAAUAUUUUUACACUUUAAUUUUACUUGGCUUGAUAAGCAGAAGGUUCCGUUUUUCAAUGUAAUGAUUGGUGCAAUUGCAGCCUUUACUUAUGGUCAUGCGUGACUUGUGAUCUAAAGUGCUUUAAGGUAAACGAAAAGUGCUAUCGAAAAUGUCAAUAGAUUUGGAGAAACAUCGAGAAUCCCUCAUAAGAACGUGGAAAACAGUGGUGGAUACCAAGAGUCCCACCAAUUGGGCACUGUUUUCUUAUGAGGGCCAAAGCAAUGUACUGAAGGUACAGGAAACCGGAGAAGAUGGCAUUGCUGAGCUAGCUGCUGAGUUUAACUCCGGUAAGGUGCAGUACGGAUUUGUACGGGUAGAUAACAAAGAGACUGGAAUUGCUAAAUUCGUGUUCAUAAACUGGCAGGGUGAGGGGGCUCCAACUUCUCGCAAGGGUUCCUGUGCCAAGCAUGUUCGAGAUGUGACCAAUCUUUUGAAGGGAGCCCACAUUACGAUCCAUGCCGCCAACGAGGACGAUGUCGAGGAAGCACGUAUCAUAGAGAAGCUUCAAAAAGUGGUGAUCAACGAUUUCAAGGUUAAAGAUUACUCACGGGCCAACGACGCUCAAAAAUCCGUGGGAACUAACUACAGUCGAGUCAUUCCAACGAAGGAAAUCAAUCCGGCCGAAAGGGAUGAGUUCUGGCGCAAGGAGGAAGAAGAAGAGAAACAUCGGCUGCAGCUGGAGUAUGAGAGAAAGUUGAACGAAACGGUGCAAUUAGAAGAGGAACGACGCCGCCGAGAAGAACGAGAGUUCGAGAAACGAGAAGCAGCGCUGGAUGGUCCACAGAGUCCGGAUAAAUGCUACGCUAGGCAGGUGUCCGAUAGUUCUCGAACCGAAAGGGAUCGUGAAAUUAAACAGGUCGUGGAGGCCAGUGGAAAGGUUAGUUCGGCGAAGGCACGGUUCCUGAACAGCACAGUACAGUUAAGUCCGACGCACAUUCAGCAACAGCCGGCCGUUCCGGAGCUGAACCUGUCACCAAACGUAUCUAACGAGGAAAAGAUUCUGAUAAAUGAAUUAAGAGCCGAACUGGAAUCGGAGCAAAACGGUCAUAACGGUAGACAACCGGCGGAAUCGGUAGUACCACAAGAGUACUUUGAUCCGAAUGCUACGAUUGAUUUGUCGGAUGAAGAUAAUAUGAUCCGAGCUAGGGCUUUGUACGAUUACCAAGCCGCCGAUGAUUCCGAGAUAAGUUUCGAUCCCGGUGAUAUCAUCACCCAUAUCGACCAGAUUGACGAAGGUUGGUGGCAGGGUUUGUCACCGAGUGGCACCUACGGACUGUUCCCGGCCAAUUACGUAGAGUUGAUGUAAACGAACAAAAAGGGUUUUGGAAGUAAUCAACCAGCGAACCAUCACGAAACACGCACGAUCACAUUGUUAAAUGUCGUUGAUUCACUUUCUCAGUUGUAUUCUUUUUUUUGUUGUAUAUGGUCGUGAGUAACGCAAGCUAGUAUUAUAGUAUUAUGUUUUGCAAACAGGAAAUUAUUAUUCAUCACAAUAAUCUUAGCCGAAUAUGAUUCGCAUAACAUUUUGAGGUAGAGAGAAAUAAAUGUCGAAGAUAAGAUUUAUAAUAUAUUUCAACUCACUAUUAAAUCGUGACAUUUAUCAAAAGAAACAAACAAUAUUCAUGUUUAAGAGCUGUUACUAGAUACUAAUAAAUAAUCUUCAAUUUCUACUCGAAUAAUGAA